Molecule: messenger RNA, 822 nt
Organism: Symbiodinium sp. CCMP2456
Lineage: Eukaryota; Dinophyceae; Suessiales; Symbiodiniaceae
Source: the annotation of a GenBank genome assembly
AUGAGAUUGGACGCCGGUGAGAGGUUUCAGAUCAUCACGGAGGUGACGAACCCGUCCCUGCUUGCCAUGCAAGCAGCAGCAGGGAAAGACUUCCCGGACCAAUUCCACAAGCAGGUUUCUGGGGCAAUGAUGCGGCAAGGCGCUGCAGAAGGUGUCGGCGACUUCCACACCUGGGCUGAUUUUGCGAUCCCACAGAUGCAGGAAAAGAACAGCUACAUGCUGCAGGGCAACUUCAAGUCCCUGGGCUUCGGCUCUGGCUGCCAAAGCCAGGGGAAUGCGCCCGUGAAGGACAUGAAGGCGAUGUCGCUCCGCCAAUGCUCAGCAGCUUGCCAGAUGGAUCGAGGAUGCCAUGGCUUUCAGUUCCACCACACCUGGCAGACCUGUCUCUUGUGGAGAGGGAGUAUCUGCAAAGCCCAGGACGCGGGUUCGGAAGAGCCCCAGCCCACCUACAACUACCGAGGCCAACGACAAUUUUUUAGAUACAUGAACGGCCUUGAUACUAUACCACAUGAUGAGAGUUCCGUCCAGUUGACCGAAUCAGUACAAUUCCAAUCUGGCCCGACCAUUGCGAUUGUGUGGAUUGCGCCUCAACACAUUGGCACCCAUAUUGUCUCACCCGUAUUUCCAGGAUCGCAGAUGAAGUCUGCAUUUUGGUCACACGUCAUCACUCGCACGACGCAGCCUGCUCGGAGCUGCGACGUGUGGCAAUGGACGUUGAGACAAGGAAGCUGCAGGAGGCUGCGACAAGGUUCAGGCCCGCAUUUUACAUAUAGUGAAGGUAAUUUAAAGAGCAUGGCUGCUCGCUUCGUCCAUGUUCAUUGA